Molecule: messenger RNA, 5085 nt
Organism: Pieris brassicae (large cabbage white)
Lineage: Eukaryota; Metazoa; Arthropoda; Insecta; Lepidoptera; Pieridae
Gene: Phm
Product: peptidylglycine alpha-hydroxylating monooxygenase
Exons: 9
Coding region: 239-1261 (340 amino acids)
Biological process (GO): peptide metabolic process
Cellular component (GO): extracellular region; membrane
Molecular function (GO): oxidoreductase activity, acting on paired donors, with incorporation or reduction of molecular oxygen, reduced ascorbate as one donor, and incorporation of one atom of oxygen; copper ion binding
Source: RefSeq, a predicted model, not a curated record
AAUGUACGUCAUAUUUUCAUUUCGUCGAGAGAGUAUGUCGGUUGUUGUGUUUAUUGAUUGAAUUUACUCGUGAAUCGUGAUAUCACUACAUCAGUUGAAAUUAGUUCCCUGAUGCGUGUAGUUAUUCGGAGAGCUCAUAUUUAUUUCCAUUUGCUGCUAAAUAAAACAGCAAAGUUUAGUACUUUGCCAUAAUUAUUAUUAUAGGCGAGCAUUUCUAACAUUCCAAGUUUUUUUAAAUAUGGAGAGUUUGUAUAACAUAUUUGUAAUAUUCUUCUUUCUAUUUAUUUUUAAAACCUCAGAUGUAUUAACUUUCGAAGUGGAUACAUAUGAUUUUUUGAUGCCUAACGUUCAUCCCCACAGGGACGAGCUCUACCUAUGUACUCCAAUCAGAAUAUCACCUAACCAAAACUUUUAUAUUGUGGGAUUCAAACCAAAUGCAAGCAUGCACACCGCUCAUCAUAUGCUUCUCUAUGGAUGCUCAGAACCUGGGUCCAACGACCCGGUAUGGAGUUGCGGUGAAAUGCAGAGCAACGAAGUCGAUAAGCUGUACACCACAGCUAGUCCGUGCCGAUCGGGUUCUCAGAUUGUGUACGCCUGGGCUCGAGACGCACCAAGUCUGGAGCUUCCCAAAGAUGUCGGCUUUUUAAUUGGACAAGAUUCACCAAUCAAAUACCUCGUAUUACAAGUUCAUUAUAUGACUAAAUUUCCAGAAGGAAAAACUGACAACUCGGGCGUGUUUUUGAAGUACACUCAAGAAACAAUGCCUCGUCAGGCAGGUGUAAUACUUCUAGGAACAAGUGGUGUCAUCCCACCAGAUUCUGUUGAACAUAUGGAGACAGCCUGUAUCAUGAAAGAAGAGAAGGUCAUACAUCCCUUCGCUUUUAGAACUCACACGCAUGGCCUUGGUAAAAAAGUGUCAGGCUACGUAGUUCGCAAAUCAAUGCAAGGCGACAAAUGGGAGUUGAUUGGAAGUAAGGACCCUCAGUUGCCGCAAAUGUUCUAUCCAGUAGUUAACACGGAUCCUAUUGGCAAGUUUGACGUACUGGCUGCCAGAUGUGUCAUGAACAAUACUAGGCAUGAGCUGGUUAAGAUCGGGGCAACGAACAGAGAUGAAAUGUGCAACUUCUAUCUCAUGUACUGGGUGGAGAAUGACACACCACUUAAAAUGAAGUACUGUUUCUCGUCGGGACCGCCGUAUUAUUAUUGGGGCAUGGGGCCAGAAAACUUCAACCGUAUACCCGAUCUCGACAAUACUGUAUAAAUAUCUUCGAUUUUGACGAAAAAUUUUGUCUCAAUACCUUUGAUUUGCACAAUGUUAUAUUGCGAUUUUUUCAGAUUAAAUGCCUCUGGUUCUCAUAAUUCAGCAUUGAUAAAGAAGCACUUGAUAAUUGAGAUUAUACGCGUAUCAAUGAUUACAUAUCAUAAACAAACAAACAAAACAUAUAAGUGAAAUAUUAUGUCGCUUAAACCAAGGUCGACUUUAAAUGUGACACCUACCUAUACUUUAAAAUUAGGACCAAAUUUUUCGUCAAUUCGUGCAAUUAGACCCAGUAGGUAAGUAAGUGUUUCUAGAAUAAUAUUGGAUCUGAGGUAUGAAAUAUAAUUUCAUUACCCUAUAUUUAAGUGUUAGGCAUUCCCAAAAAAAUAUAAAAAAAAUAUGCUCAGUGUUAAGACCGAUAAAAAAAUUGGUCUUAAUUGCACAAAGUAUAUGUGUAAUGUUGGACCCAUGUCAAUGUACUUAAUUCUAUUUUUCCAAAGAAAUUAAGUGUAUCAAGCUUUGUAUUUUUGGCAGAACGACACAAUAAUUAAUUAAAAACAAUUAAUAUAAGAUGUAUACAAAUACUUAAAUGUACGUGUAAAAAUGUUAACUAUAAUCGUGCGUCAUUAAAGUAUUUUGACUUAGCUUGGUACACUCUUUAUAGUAUAAGACAUAUUGGCAGCUAUACUAUUUUUCAAUACACGCCAAAUUAGUUAAUGGUUGUAGAAAUAACAUUCCGAUUAAUGAAAUCGUAGUUUUAAUAAAAAUAUAUAGAUUAUUUAUAUUUACUUUCUGUACUUAGACAUCGACUUUAGCUGCGCCUUAAGUUAUGUUUAAACUAGUUUCAAUGUUAACAUUCCUAUUAGUUGUCAAUGAAUUGUGACUGUUAAUCAUUGGUAAUGUCUAUUAAAUGCAAAACUGCUUAACAUUUUGUGUUAAUGCAUAUACAUUUGUUUCUUUAGCUACACCAUUUCAAUUAUUUUUAUUAUGUAGUUAAUGAUGAGAAAAACUGAAUGCAUGAGUAGUUUUAAUUAUUAUAAAUUAUUGAUUUUGUGCCCUUUAGAAAAUGGUCCUUCGAGCUGGAUUUGGAUUUAUUCGUGAAUAGAUCACUAAUCUAUUUUAACUAAAUAAAAAAUAAAUACUGUACCUAUAUUUCAUUACUAAUAAAUAAAUAAAAAAAAACAAUGUAAUAAGAGUAUUUAAUUUUCGAAGAAUACAUUUCUCUUUUAUAUCCGGCUCGAAGGACCAUGUGCUUUUAAAGAGUCGAUCGAUAUUUAUAACGAUGGUUAAAUUUAAACUUUAAUUCAUAUUGCAAUUGCAUUUUAUUAUAAUUUUAAUUAUAUAAUUGAGAUUAUUUUCGAAAAUCACAUUCCUCUAGUCAAUACUUAAUUUAGUCUAAAGUAUUAUAUUUUCUUUAAGUGAUACGAUAUAUUUUAUCAAAUUAAAAUUUCUGAAAAAGACAUUUCUGAAUAUUCCUAUGUAAAACAAUAAUUUCUAAGACUGUUGUUUUAAAGUAACAAAAUCCUUUAGACUUUCGUCAAUGUAUGCAAAUUUUAUAAUCUUUAGUUUAGAUUUUUACGAAUAUAUUUUAUUUAAUAUUUCAAGACUUCUAAGAUUUGUAGGGGACAGUGCAAAGCUCGAAUUUAUUAUGUUAAACGGUGUCGGAUACAAAGCGAACUUGAAAUAAUGGGAUAUUUAACAAGAUUAUAGAAAACCAUUUCAGAUUAUUUAUUAGUGUUUCAAAAUCUAUAGAUUUUUUAAAAUUCUUAUCGUCUUUAAACAAUAUAAUUUCAAGAGCCUGCCAAUGUUAUUUAAACAAAAUGGCGUCGCUAUGACCUACGUUUAUAAACACGAAAUAAAUGUUUUUACGUGUUAAUUAUCAUUCUUUAAAUACACAUAUUUUAUAUAUAUUUCGCUUAAUACAGUUUUCGACGGAAGUUAAUACCAACACAGGCCAUGACAUAAUUUUUAACAAUGCUACGUCGUCGUCGAUCUGAGUUAUUCGUAACGGUUUUGUCACGUGACCAACGUAUACAUUUAAAAUUAUAAAGUUUUUGAUAAAUUAACAAUAAUUUACAAGAUAUCAUAAAACUUAAAACCAUGUUAUAUAAAUAUUACUGUCAAUAACUCUUAUUUUUUAUGAUUUCAAUCAUAAUUAACUAGUUUCGUACCACUACUCACAGCAAAUAUAAAAACAAGCAAUUGCUUUAGCUCUAUAAUAUUUUGUUUUGCGACGUUUCGACUUUUACAGAUGAGACUUGAAAUUCAGUCGAAAAUUAAAUUAUUUUAAUUUUGUGUUUAUUUAAGUUCGUAUAGCAUUUUAGCAAGAUAUUAGCUAUUUUUCUACUUAAGAUAACAAAAAAAAACUUCUAAAAGCGCGUCAACGUCGUACGCGUGCUUGGUUUAAUUUUACUAAACAAAGUUUUUCAGGCACAGAAGGCUGACCACCUACUUGACUAUUCGAUUUACAAAUGAUCAUAAAACAGAUACAGAAAUCUGAGGCCCAGGCCUAAAAAAAAAAGAUAGCGCCAUUGAUUUUUUUAAUGGAAGUUUUUAAUCUAUAUUUGAUGUCUUGGUACCCUAGUAAUUAACAAUGACCUUUGGAACGAAAAUGGACUUCGAUGUAUGUAUAUCGUGUGCUUGUGACGUGACGACACGAAAGUGUCAGUAGAAUAGAGUAAGCCUAUACGACUACUAAUAAUUAUUCCGUUUAUUAUAAUUGCGUCUUUAACUCUUUGUUUUUAAGUGUAUUUUACAACACGAUAGUAAUUUUUUGAUAAAUUCGUUAUUAUCUUAAUAACAAAUAUUUAUGAAUGGAUUUGGUUAGACCAUAUCUUAGAUUAUAUAAGUACUUGAAUUUUAGUAAAAGUGAAAUUUAUUAUAUGAAAUAUUUUUUCUUUUCAAUGUUAGAGAUUUUUCUUAUUUCUGAUUUGAAUUUGUUGUUUAAUAAUGGUUUUUACUACGUGUCGUCGAUUCUUAAAACGGUACAGUUUUCUAUAUAAGUAACUGAUUAGUAACAAUAACAACUAUUAGAGAACUGAAAGACGCUGUUAAAUGGAUCUGAUUGUAAUUAAUUAUUGAAGAACGGUAAAUGAAUUUGUAAAAGAAAUAUAUGUCACCUUAAAAUUGUGAAUACCGUUAGGUUAUAAUCUAUCUAAUGAACCUCAUCGUACUGCUUACAAUUUAACGUAUUAUUAUUCGGUAGAUUGCAAUCUAUCAAAGUGAAACUGCCAAAUCGUGAAACGGAAUGCACCUCGCUCGCUGAUUGGUUGAACGAUUUGUUGUCGAAUUUAAACAGUGUUUUGGUGAAUGUAAAUUUGUUAAUUAUGAUGAAUUUACCAUAGAGUUACAAAACUAUUACAGUUGCGGUGUUUACAAUUUUACGGUGACAUAUACAGUAAGUUAGUUUUAAAGUCUGUUAAAACGUACUUUCUUACGUCUUUUAACCAUUUCAAAGCGCUUCACAAUCGACUUCAGGUACUUUAAGGAAAGAGCGUACCGAUUAUUAAAAGACCGGCUACGCACUUGCCUUCUGGUAGUAGCAAUCAGUUACAUCUGUAACUCUAUUGCGUUUUCAAUAACGAAAUUAUCGUCACCAUAACUUUUAAUUUACUUUUAUUUUUAUUUUAUUUUUAUAGAGAAUUACAGAGUACAUACAUAUUGUUUACGAUGUUUUCCCUUAAGUGUUAUUGCACAGAUUAUUAAAAUGUAUAAUUAUUUGACAUCUUCGUAUAUCAAUCUGUUGUCGAAUUUUAAAUGUACUGUCAUUCCUAUGUGUGAACCUCAUGUUUAAUAUGUGUAAUGUAGAAAUAAAGGCGUAUAUUUUA